AUGUCUGCCUCACCCGACAAGGAGAAUAGACUAGCCUCAGCUUCUGAUCGGCUGGAACAGGAAGCUCGUAGCCUUUUCGAAAUCGGUGAUUUUCAUGCUUCCCUGAAGACCCUCCAACGUGCCUAUAAGAUAAAUCCUACUGGACGGUUGGAACGAAGAAUAGAACGGCUGUUGAAUGUUAUCAAUUCUACCAAGCACUCAGACAUUGAUAGCCUUAUUAAAAAGACAACUGAUCUUUCACUUCAAGAAAAAGCGCAAUCGGAUGAAAGGCUGACUGUUGAAUCGUUGUUAACUGAAGCACGUAUUCUUUUUGAACAAGGAAAUACAGAGGGUUCUUUAGCUAAAGUUAGGAAGGCUUAUGCUAUUGAUCCUAAUAGCAAAACUCUGCGUAAAUUGAAACGCCUUGAAGAGGUGCUUGAAGAUGAAAGAAAGUUAGCCUUGGAGAAUUUUAGUUCAACAAAGUUAAAGGAAGGUCGUGAGAGUGGUGUUGCUGAACCCAAGUCUUCAGAAAUUCCUGUAAGCCUUUGUGCAGUUCAAAAGGCCUUUUUUCAAGAAAAUACCGUGCCCCAUGAAGUUGCUGCUAGUGAAAAUGCUGAAACUGAAGCCCAACAGCACAUCAAACAAGCGCGCACAUUAAUGGAGGAAGGUCGAUUAGAGGAAUGUCUCGAUGAGUUAGUUUGUGCCUACAGCAUCGAUUCCAAUCCCAAAACUGCGCGUAAGAUUGAGAGGAUUCAAGCUAUGAUAACCUGUUCCUCCUCUUCUCCCCAACAAUCGUCCCCGAAACCUUCCACCUUAGUUCCGUCCGGUGAAUUCGCCAGUGAGGAAUCUGCUCGUCUUGAAAAGCAGGCUCGAGUGUUUUUUCAGAAUAAGGACUAUCAUGGCACACUUGAUCUCCUACUUAAAGCUAAUGAACUCUGUCCAAGUGAAAAAUUGAAAAGAAGAAUUGGACGACUUCGAGAACUUAUGGCUGAAGAGGAGAAGAGAAAGCACCAUGAAGAUGAAUCUGAGGAUGACGUUGAUGCUUUGAUUCGUGGCGCAGCCAACCUUUCAAUAGCUGAAGAGAAAUUCUCCCCUGGAGAUAAUAUGACAAAAGUGUCUGAUGGCUUCUAUCUUCCAACCGGUUUAUAUGAAAGGUUAUACCCCUACCAGAGAGAUGGAGUAGCUUGGCUCUGGAAUCUUCACAAGACUUCUCCCGGUGGUGUCCUCGCUGAUGAUAUGGGUCUAGGCAAAACUUUGCAGACCAUCGCCUUCUUGACCGGUUUUUUCCUAUGCGACGACGAAGGAUGUGCGAAGAGAAAAAAGCCUCGCACUGCUAUUAUUCUUGCUCCUGUCUCAGUUAUGCAGACCUGGCAAUCAGAAUUUGAGAAGUGGUCGCCAUCCCUUCGCCUCUACACCUAUUACGAGAUGACCAAGAAGGCGCGUCAACGAGCCCUUAACAACUUUCAGUGCCGCGGAGGUAUCCUCCUCACCUCCUACAACAUGUUCACAAGCGGAGCUGAAGAUAUCGCCUCUCAUCAAAACGUGGAAUCUACCGGUUGGCUGUCCUCAAAUCGCGAAAGGUACUACAAACAGACAUUCGCCUACGACUACGUCAUUUUAGAUGAGGCCCAUCGUAUCAAAAACCCCUCUGCAAAGAUCUCACAAGCUGUUCGUCUCCUAGAUUGUAAACAUCGACUUCUUCUAACCGGUACUGCUAUCCAAAACAAUCUUCGUGAACUCUGGUCCCUCUUUGAUUUCACUCAUGCUGGGCGCCUACUUGGGGGUCAACAGACUUUCAUGCUUCAGUACGGAAAACCCAUUCUUCGCUCGCGAGAACGCGAUGCUUCCAAUGCUGAGCGUCUCCAUGGAAAUUUAAUGGCAGAAUCGUUAAAUAAGAUGAUUGCGCCAUUUAUCCUCCGUCGUACGAAACAGGACACACUCUCCGAUAAUCAACAAAUGCCCCAGAAAAAUGAAUUGGUUGUGUGGUUGUAUUUGAGUAAUCUCCAAGAGACUAUCUACCGCAGUUUCCUCAAGCUAGAACAUGUAAAGAGUCUUCUGUUUGGAAAUACUACCCGUUCACCUCUUGUGGAGCUGACUAUUCUCAAGAAACUCUGUGAUCAUCCACGACUUCUCUCGACGGAGCAGUGUGCAAAUUUGGGCUUGGACGUCUCCAAAACUCUUCCUGGAUCUGAAAUACAGGUCCCUUCAUUUAAAACUCUCCUGGAGGAGUCUGGGAAGAUCGGAUUUACUGUACAACUGCUUGAACAGUUCCAGAUUGAGUCGCUGGAGACUGGGAAGCCUGCUCAUCGGACGUUAAUUUUUUCACAAUCUUUGCGGCUUCUCGACAUGACUGAAGCUGCGAUUUUGGAGGUAAAUAGAGUACCUAGUCGACCACGUGAUUUGCCGAAGCAUAAGAUCCUUCGAUUAGAUGGAAGAUUGAAGAAAUUGCAGGAGAGAAAUGAGAUAUUAAGCCGGUUUGCUGAAGACCUCAGCUAUACUGUUAUGCUGCUCACUACUCAGGUUGGUGGUGUGGGUUUAACUAUCACAACAGCUGAUCGAGUUGUAAUCCUUGAUCCUUCCUGGAAUCCGUCGAUUGACGCUCAAGCGGUAGAUCGUGUCUAUCGAAUCGGUCAGCGUUCAAAUGUGAUUGUCUACCGUCUCAUCACUUGUGCCACCGUUGAAGAGAAGAUAUAUCGUCGACAGGUUUUCAAGAGCUCUAUAAUUCGUCAGACUAUGGAUCGGGCAGCUGCCGAUCGUAAAAGUAAUACUGAUCAUGCCGAUCCUUAUCGCUAUUUCACUCGUCAGGAGUUGGUCGAACUAUUUACUCUUGAUGAGAACCCACGAUUCUCUAAGACGCAACGCCAGCUCGCCAAAAUUCACUGUUCAGCAAGACGUAAAACUUACUCUGAGUUGGAAUCUCAUCUUCAAUUUAUCCUGUCAAUGACGGAUUUGGUUUUCGAUAUCUCCGAUCACGACUUGCUUUUCACUCAAGUUGAAUCUAGUGCCGAUGAUUCAGAUCCUUCUAUGACGAUGACUGAUGCGGAUGUGCGUUUUGCAGAAUCUCAGCUGAGGUUGGGUGAAGCUGCUAUAAGUUUAGAAGCUGCCAAAGACUUUGCUGCAUCAAAAAGACUACAAGAACAAGCCCAUGCAACCAUUAAACCCAAUUACAAUCGUCCUGCUGGUGAAAUAUUUGCUCCCUCGAAAGCUGAUUCUCAAAAGCCCAUGUUUAAUGCUCCGGGACUAGGUAAGGGUUUUGUCAAGGCUAGUGAACUUCUGAUGUCAUCACAAUCAUCAACAAUACCUACAAGUAGUUCUCAAACAUUCACAAAGAUUGACAGUUCAAGGAUAUCUAGUGAAACCUCAACUCGUACUGCUUCAUCUUUGCCUCCGAGUCAUAAUAUGAGACAUGGUAACUCUUUACCAGUAAAGAAAGAAAAGGAAAAUUCAGAUUGCAUUGCUUCAUCUUGUUUUCCAGCUCAACAUGCCAAAUUUGAAGAUGUAUCUUUGGCAAGAGGUUUACAGACAAGUGAGAGGGAAGACUCAGAAUCUCUGUCUCAGAUCCAUUCUGUGGGGAAUGUUUCUGGAGUGUCUGAUGAAACAAAGAAACAUCAUACUUCGUCCACGCCUUUAGUUCAGGGUUUCAGCCCUGAAGAGUCUUCAAGAAGUUUGUCGAUAAGAUCAGAUACGAAGAACGAUUCAAGGACGUCCGAGUUUGAUGCUUUAGAGGCAGAGAAAUUGAAAGAUGUUUCCAGAUUAUCUGAUGUUAUAAAUUCAUCCAGUCUAUUGGAAUCAGAUGUCGGGAAUGAAGAUGAAUUUGUACGGUCAUUUGCAGUUCCAUCUGAAAAGUCUAAUCUUGAGACGGCUGAUCUAAUAGCUUUCGAUUUAACGCGGACAAUUGAUGACGAGGAACUUGACCAAUCUAGGCCUCUUAAAUCUCUUCGGAAGAGUCUGGCUAUGUCGGGGAUCUAUUUGGGAGGUGGUGAGAGUCAAGACAAUAUUGACGAAAAGGAAGAUGUGAUUGAAGAUUCCUAUGAUGGGGAUUCUAACUCAGGAGAUCAAGAGAAGAAUGAAGGGGAGGAUAUUCUUGCAGACUCCGUGGAAAUUAUCGAAGACAGUUAUGAAGAGUAUGAGUGA
Molecule: messenger RNA, 4113 nt
Organism: Rodentolepis nana
Lineage: Eukaryota; Metazoa; Platyhelminthes; Cestoda; Cyclophyllidea; Hymenolepididae
Source: the annotation of a GenBank genome assembly